UGUUGAAAUUCAGGUUUGUUGUUGUGAAUGUGUGAUCAUGGUCUUUGAUUACGUUAUAAUUUAAUUCUCACGAAAGAAGUGAAGUACUCUUUAAAAAAUAAGUUGAUCAGUGCAUAAUUAUCUCUAGAUUUCACAAAAUGUAGUCUGGCUGUGAAGACGCAAGAUAGCCAAAAUCUGUGCAAUGGUCAUCAUUGCGAACUUUUUUUUUUCUUGCUCACUCUUGUUAUCAACAUAUUUUCUUUGAGUUUUUUCACAAUACACAGUCCCACUUUUCCCAAAUUUAUGUGUUUGAUCAGUAGUUAAUAAUUUCAAAGUAACAUCGAAGUAGAAUAUCACUCACUCAGCCUCAACUUGAGUUUUGAAGAGACUGCUACAGGAGAUCAGCGAGGAUCAUGUCUUGCUACGAGCAAUUCAGCCUUUCCUCUGAGAUUGACUCAUUUUUCCGGAAAAUCAAUAACCUGCCGAAAUCACUGAGGGAGUAUUCGCUAUUAUUAAUCAAGGAAUAUCUCACAAAUCCAUUGCCAGCACCUGAAACUGCAACAAAUGACUUGACUGAAGACGAAGUGACGGAGGCAGAAGAAGAUUCUCUGCAUACCGAAAUUGACUUGAUAGAUUCAGAAUAUGAUGAAGAGUGCAGCAUUGUACAAAAUAAAGAAAGUGGGGCCAAAAAUGAUCCUAAAGUAUCCUCGGCCGGUAAUGAUGGGUCAUCUUCUAGCACGGAUGAAGCAGAAACUGUUGAACCUGAAGAUCACACCGUCAAACUCUCUGGAAAAAACCCUCAAACGCAUGGAGGUGGAAAAAGGAUCGUGGAAGGAAAUGAAGGUGCUCAAAAUCUCUCUCAAUUUGAAGAAGUGAGUUCAAGUCAUGCGCGCGCACCUAAACCAAUCAAUACUGCCACAAAAAAACUAUUUAUCCACAGCAAAAAUAUCGAAUCAAACCUGGUCCAUACAAACAAGUUAGUCACAAAGGAUGGGCAAAGAUAUCAUUUAGUUAAAAGAUUAAGGAGAAGCAAAGAUGGGAAACACUAUUAUGAAAAUGCUGCCGUUCCAUUGGGCCCAAGCCCCCAGAGAUCAAAAAUUAUGGUUCCAAAAUUGAAAUCAAGAAACAAUCUCUCCUCAAUGGCAUCUGCAAAAUUGAACUCUGGUAAUUUGAAAGUGAAGGUCAAGGAACCUCUUAACCGUCUAAUGUUCAGUCCUAUUAAAACAAAGACGAUUCCUCCGCCUAAAAACUCAAGAACAGUCCUUGAUGUCACUGAAGACAAUAUGAUCAUUUUUAAAAACACCUCAACUAAACCAAUCGCAUUUGUUCCACCUCCGAAUGUGGUAGUGACCAAAGCAAGUGAAUCUCCUAACCCUAGGUUACAUACUCCAGCCAAAUCCACAAUUUUCAUUAAUGGUAGCAAAUUUGUGGUCCCUGCAAAUUUGCAAGUGAGUUCCAAAAUAGUUGACAAAAACUUGGAGAUUGAAGGAUCAAAUUCCAAUCCUGCUUCUCCCCUAGUGAAAAAGUCAACAUCAAGUUUACCGACAGACACCAGGUAUCGAACUAUAUUACCAAAAGACUUGCAACCAAAAGUAGUUCAGUGCAAAGUAUUGAAAGAGAUUCAAGUUUCGCCUAACAAGUGGAAUAAACUACCCACUACCCCCAAGACUCCAAUUACCGUGCAACUUAAUAGUACUAUUGGCAGUAAUGUCCACAUGAAGAACAAAGCAUCUUUACCGCUAAGACUGCAGAAAGCUCCUUUGAUCAAGUCAAAUAUAGGGGCAAUUAAUAAGCGUUCUUUGCAACUUGUUAAGUCCGGAAAUAAUUCCCAAGAAAAAUUCCAUAUUUUACGAAAGAAAAAUUUUCAAUUCUCAACUAAACAGCGUAGUGUUAUUACCAAGCAGUUGACAAAAUAUUUGAAGAUGGAUAACGAAGAAAAACAGGGUGUCGAAAAAGCCAGUGAGGACUUCGUUGUCAUCGUUGAUCCGAGUGAUGUAGUCAAUACUGAAGGGUGUGAGGAAGUUGUUACCCCAGCGAAACUAAAGCGGAAAAUCAAAAUUUUAAGGCCAAGUAUUCCCAGAGUUCAAUUUACGAAGGUGAAAAAGCCUAAAAUGUGUGAAAAGUGUGGCAAAGCAUUUAGAACUGAAUCGCUUCUUAAGCUACAUAUGAAGAUACAUUCUCCUAGAUUCAAGUGUAAAAAAUGUGGUCAAGCCUAUGUCACUAGUGUGGAAUAUCUUAAACACAAACUAGACCAUAAAAAGGAGGAGGUUCACACAUGCGAAUUUUGUAGAGUGCAAUUUAAUGCGUUCAUUCGGUUGAAAGAGCAUAUCCGGCUGCAUCACCCCACUCAAAAAUUGCACAAGUGCCAACAAUGUAGUUAUAGCGCUUACACUCAAAGGACACUGGACUCACAUACUCGGUACAAACAUGCAGUGAGACGGAAAGAGCCACAGCAGAUCAUUUGUCCUGUCUGCCGUAAGUUCUUUAGGCAAACUUCCGAGCUCAGAAAUCACAUCACAACCCAUCUUCCCGAAAGGAUUUUUAGUUGCGAAGCCUGCGGCAAAAAGUUUAACCAAAAAACGACGCUCAGUUCACACCUAAGGAAUGUUCAUGGAGAGCGAAGAUACCCCUGCAAUGUUUGCCCGAUGAUAUUAAAAACCAGGGACAACCAAAUCAGGCACAUGGCAUCCCAUGCGGAUUGUAAACUUUUCCCUUGCCCCAAGUGUCCUUAUGCUUGCAACUCGCAAGGAAAUCUAGUCAAGCAUGUGCGCACUCAACAUAAUAUACAAAAUUUCUCCUUGAGAAGAAGGGAUCGGGUAAAACAAGUAUGCACUGAAAUCAAUCCACUCACAGAACGAGGACUAGAAAAGGGUUCUCACGUAGCAACCUUGUAUCUUAAUCGGUUAUCGAAGAAACUUGGAAAAGACCUUGUCUCGCAGUUGGGUGCAGAACAACAAAGAGAUGAAAAUACAACAAAUACCUCUACAACAAACAUGGAGAAUAGCGAUUUUGCAAAUUAUGGCGCUCAAGAAAGCGAUAGUGAACAUUCUGAGCAAGACCACAUUGAAACUGAUGCUGCUGUAGCUUCGCUUGACAAAUCACAGUACGACAAUGAUUUUUGUAUUAUUCCUGAGACGCAAAGGAUGUUAGAUGACCUGAUAAAGGAGUCAUCUGGAUAUACUUCAGAAUCUCAGUACCAUGGUGCUCAUACUGCAAAUUUCUAGGAACAUAAAAUUGUUUACAUAUUUUUCUAAAGCGUACUGCCAGAUCUAUCUCCGAAUCUCUGAUGUAUGUCAGCUUAUUUUUCUCAAUUGAUUUUGACCUUAAAAUGGAAGUAAAUUUCAUAAGUUUGAUUUAUUUUUGCUCUGGUGUAUAGUAAGGUUGAUCCUAGUACAUCAUCUACCAACGUGCUUUUCCUAAAAAGUUUGUUUGGAUCCGUGGUGUUCAUUUAAAUAUAGUGCCGAAGCUUCGUAUUUUUUUGCCUCAAUUCUCAAGAAUUAAUAUGUAUCAAGGCUGAACUGCAAGUACAUUCCUGUAUCAGGUCGAAACAAUAUAUUUUUAAGAAUGAAGAAGCUAAUUUUUUUUUUGAAAGAUCCUAAUUCUUGGUUGUUAUCUCUCAUCACAGCUAGGUUAAAAAAGACCUCUCUUCAAAGAAUAGUAGGCACAUUUAUGCUACUGGCAAAAAGUCAAAGUAGGCAUUAAGUCAAACGCUAUUGCAAAAAGCUAAACAAAUAUUCUUCCACGAAUUGAAUUUCUUUUUAUUUUGCCAAUUAUAUAAAAAGUAUUUCCUUGCACAGGUAGGUAAAGGAAUCUGUGUAAAAAUUUGCAUUGUACCAAAGUACAUAUGUUAUUUUUAGUCCUUGAACAAGCAUUCAUUUCAAAAUGCAGCAUGUCCUAAAAUACAGAAUUUUUGACAGUCAAAAUACAGGAAGAUCCAGACCACUUGUACUAGAUCUUUGUCUCAGCUAUUACAGGUGAUGAAUUCUCACUUUUAGAAAGUUGGAAACUUGAGAACUCUCCAUCAAAAACACUCCAAACUUUGUUACUUAUCAAAAUUUGACCUUAUGUUCAUGCCUCUUAGAAUAUCUCAUUUGACUGUUUGCCUGCAACAUACAUGUGUAGUAUCAGAAUGUAUGUGGUGACUUACAUCUCGCAGCUCUUACAAUAGUUAGCUUAGAAAAGUUAUGAACCCUAAAGUUUUUGCCGAUUGGAAUAAAAGGAGCUCCCAGGGUUUUUUACCUCUGAAUGAGAAGAUCUAUAACGUUAAAAUUCUUUACUGAAAAUAAAGUCAUUAAAAUUAGUGCACACUGUGUAAUAUAAAUGAGAAUGCACUGUUAUGGAAGCUUAUCAUAUCUGGUCAUGUAACUGUUGCAGUAAAAAAAAGGAAAACUUUUUUCAUGCCGCAUGAAAGUUAGAAGCAUAACUUUGUUGCGUUUUAUUUUCCUUAUAUAACUAUAAGGUCCUCCAACUUGAGAUUUGACUUCUAAUUUGUUCUCUUAAGAAAUUCUGAAUGUUAAUUUAUUUCCGAACAUUGAUUUUCAGCAUGAAAAAGUGUAAUAUUAAUGAAUGUUUUAACGAUUUCCAUUUAUCAAAAUGUAUUCCAAGAAGAGCCUUUUUUCAUUUCUCUUUUUUCCUUUUUUCUCUUAAUGUUAACAUGCAAAAAUUGUAUAACUUGUGAAUAUUAAACCCCGAAUAUGUUAGCCUGUCA
Molecule: messenger RNA, 4687 nt
Organism: Bemisia tabaci
Lineage: Eukaryota; Metazoa; Arthropoda; Insecta; Hemiptera; Aleyrodidae
Biological process (GO): regulation of transcription by RNA polymerase II
Molecular function (GO): DNA-binding transcription factor activity; RNA polymerase II cis-regulatory region sequence-specific DNA binding
Source: RefSeq, a predicted model, not a curated record